AUGAGUAACCAAGAGACUGACAGCUCGAGCGCAGAGAGCGCCUUUUCGCCUUGCGACAGAUCGUUCCUUUACGAUGCAGUCUGGCAAGGUCGACCAACCAAGGUACUUUUUCUCGCAUGCGCCACGUCCUGUAUUUUUGGGAUGGCGCUCGGCUAUUGGGAUAAACAGCCCACUGUUGAGCUUUAUCAGUGGACUGCUAAUCGCCAGCGAUCCACCUACCUUAUGUUUACCAGGUACCCGACUCCAUCUCUGGGGGGCCGCUUGAGCAGCCAAAGGCCGCCUAACAACAUCUCCAGCUCCUCCUUGUCGACUAUAUCGUGGACGACCGUCUUGCGCCCAACUGCCUCCGCCCUUCGCUGCCGUGCGAAUCGUCUCGAACCUCCCCUCCGAUCUCCUUUCAAUUCCAAGCCCAACCUAUACCAUCGCCCAUUCCGAUCAUCCAGCACCAUGUCGGGUGCUCCUGACCGAGAAGCGGUAUUCCCCACGCGCCAGUCGCUGGGUAUCAUGAAGGCCAAGCUCAAGGGCGCCGAAACUGGUCACAGUCUGUUGAAAAGAAAGAGCGAGGCCUUGACCAAGCGAUUCCGAGAAAUUACAAGACGUAUCGACGAGGCGAAGAGAAAGAUGGGACGCGUUAUGCAGAUUGCUUCCUUCUCCUUGGCUGAGGUCACUUACGCCGUGGGCGGUGAUAUCGGAUACCAGAUCCAGGAGUCGGCCCGGUCAGCUCGCUUCCGUGUGCGUACCAAGCAGGAGAACGUUUCUGGUGUCUUACUCCCGGCAUUCGAGAGCUACGUAACUGAAGGAAACAACGAUUUCGGCCUCACGGGCUUGGGCAAGGGUGGUCAGCAGGUCCAGCGUUGUCGCGAGACAUAUGCCCGUGCUGUUGAAGCUCUGGUCGAACUUGCCAGUCUACAGACCGCUUUCGUUAUUUUGGAUGAGGUUAUCAAGGUCGUUAAUCGACGUGUAAACGCCAUCGAGCACGUUAUUAUUCCGAGGACAGAAAACACCAUCAAGUACAUUAACUCGGAGUUGGACGAACUUGACAGAGAGGAGUUCUACAGACUUAAAAAGGUUGCCGGAAAGAAACAGAGAGACACUGCUGCCGCAGACGCCGAGAUCAAGGCCAAAAAGGCUGCACGGGCAGCAGAAGAGAAGGGCGAUACGUCAGGCCCCGGCGACAUUCUUGCUGCGGAGGAAGACAACGACGUUAUCUUCUAG
Molecule: messenger RNA, 1215 nt
Organism: Colletotrichum lupini
Lineage: Eukaryota; Fungi; Ascomycota; Sordariomycetes; Glomerellales; Glomerellaceae
Product: ATP synthase subunit D
Exons: 12
Coding region: 1-1215 (404 amino acids)
Biological process (GO): vacuolar acidification
Cellular component (GO): fungal-type vacuole membrane; vacuolar proton-transporting V-type ATPase complex
Molecular function (GO): proton-transporting ATPase activity, rotational mechanism
Source: RefSeq, a predicted model, not a curated record